AUGAAUAACAACAAUUAUAGCUUAUUAUCUUUACCACCACCACCACCAUCAUCAUCACCAUUACAAGCAAAGGAACUAUGUAAUCUACUAAAUUGUUUUCUAUUUCAUCCAAUAUAUAAUGAUUCAACACUACUGUUCAAUGAUAAUUCACAGAAAAAGACCAAUACUUCCACUACUAGCAAUCAAACAGUAUCAUUAUCAGCAGCGGGUAUGAGAGCAUUAAUUUAUCAAUUACAAUCAAUUUAUCUUCGUACACCAAUAAAAUUAUUUCGACCAUCAAGAUUUGAUUAUUUAGCUUAUGUUAGAGCUCUUGCUAAUAAACAUGAUAAUAUUGAAAAUAAACCUUAUCGAUUUAGAACUCAUAGUUCAUUAGGAAUGAUUAUAAAUGUUGUUAGGAAACAAGGUUGGAAAUUUAUUCCUGAUCAAAUAUUACCUCCAUUGAUUGCAAAUUCCGCCACGGGAGUAAUUUUAUAUGCUACUUAUUUAACGACAUUAGAUUAUUAUACCAAACAACAUAACAAAACUAAAACCAAAACAGAACUACAGGAAACUGAUGGUGAAACUACUACUACCACUGGUCGAGCAAAUUUCAAUUGGUAUGCACCUAUUGAUACUUGGAGAGCAGGAUUUGUUGCUGGUGCCGUCCAAUCCCUUGCUGCCGCACCAGUUGAUGCAAUAUAUACUAGACUGACAGUAGCAGAAAUGUUGGAAGGAUCACAUGAAAAUUUAUGGGUAUUUGGAUUUAAUAAAUUACGAGAAAUUGGAUUAAUUGGAGUAUUUGCCGGAUAUGGUUUUUCAUUAGUUAAAGAAAGUGUUGGAUUUGCAUUUUAUUUUCUGACUUUUGAAAUUAUUAAAACUCAAGGAUAUAAUUUAACUUAUAAAUUAAUUAAUUAUUAUAAAAAACUGGAACAAUUAAUUAAAUUAAAUUUGAAAAAAUUAUUUAAAUGGGAUGAUGAUAAAAUUGAUGAAAAAUUGGAAAAAUUAGAAAAAUAUCGACUGAUGAAAAUAUUAAAAUCUUCAUUUAUAUUAAUUGCUGGUGCUUCUGCGGCGUUCUCAUUAUUAGCAGUUCAAUAUCCAAUUUCUAAAAUUCAAAAAAUUCAUUUAUCAAGAUUAGAAGCUUUGGAUGUUUAUAAUGCAUCACGAUUUGUUGGUAAUAGUUCACCAUUUUUUAAAUUAUAUUAUAAUUCUUAUGUUGAUACUUAUAAACAAGUAUUACGAAUGAAACAACGUGCUAAUAUAACUUGGUUUGAAGCAGCUUAUUCUGGGUUUGUUAGAAAUGCAUUGACUACUAUCCCAGCUACUUCGAUUGCCUUAUUAGUAUUUGAAAUAAUGAGAACUAAAUUAACUGAUAAUUUUGAAGAUUAUAAUGAUGUUCUUGAAGCGUGA
This is a messenger RNA of Candida dubliniensis CD36, 1386 nucleotides long. RefSeq lists its product as uncharacterized. Gene Ontology annotation, molecular function: L-ornithine transmembrane transporter activity. The record is from RefSeq and is a predicted model, not a curated record. Gene Ontology annotation, biological process: mitochondrial L-ornithine transmembrane transport. Lineage: Eukaryota; Fungi; Ascomycota; Pichiomycetes; Serinales; Debaryomycetaceae. The transcript has a single exon. The coding region runs from base 1 to 1386 and encodes 461 amino acids.